AUGGAGGCCGCAAACAUAUCGCCGCCUCAAUCGACCAGGACGGUGGUUAUUUUUGGUGAUAUCACAGACCCGUGGGCUGACGGCUUGGAUCAGCUCUAUAAGCAGGCCGUCUCGACGCCAUGGCUCAAGUCAUUCUUGGAUGAGUUGGCUGGGGUAGUCAGGUUGGAAGCCAAAUCCGUCUUCCUGGACCGUGCUUUGCAAGAUAGCCUUGGUCAUUUCUCCUCCCUCGCUGAACUGGGCGGGAAAUAUCGACAUGCAACCGAUGAUUUCGGCCUAGCCAGAGCUAUCCUUCUUCACACGGUCAGAGCAGGCUUUCUUCUGCAAUGGGCUCAGCGAGAGCCUCACCUUCUCGGGCCAGACGCACCGACCGAAUGGCUUGGUCUUUCUGGAGGCCUGCUUACAGCUUCAGCGCUCGCCGUCGCCGACACUUUUGAGACACUGUACGACGCAUUGCUGCAGACAGCCCGGCUGGUUGUCAGGGUCUGCAAGGUCGCCAGCGUGAGAUCCCGGGCCGUGGAAGACCAACCCGGGGCAUGGGGCUGGGCCGUAUUGGGCAUUGCGUCCGACGAGCUCAGGAAAGCUCUGGGCCAGUUCCAGCAGGAUGCCGGUAUUCCUGCCUCCAGGCGAGCCAAGGUGGGCGUCACAGGAAAUGGAUGGAGCACUGUCAUUGGACCACCGUCAGUGUUGAAACUUUUCUUCCAACAGUGUCCUGUAGUGCGCGACCUUGCACACAACCCUGUGGAGAUCAAGUCCCUCCAACACACGUUGGCGAUAUCGGCUGCCGAGAUCCACGCUAUGGUUGGUGACGAUGCAGCUAUGUUGGAGAGACCUCUCCGUUGCCCAAACCAUGCUAUUUGGGGCAUGGAUGAUCCGGAGGCCCUAUAUCCCACAUGGGGCGACUUGCUCAGGGCUGUGUGCGACCAGGUUCUGGCUCGUCCUUUGGACAUAACACACGUCGUGGGCAGUCUCGUCUCCAGGUCAGACGGCUUGGACACUGUAAGGAUUAUCCAACCAGGGUCUUGCAGCCAUGCCCCUUAUCUUGCCACUGCACUCAAGGCGGCAGGAAGGAAUGUCUUGGUUCGACACCAACACUCCCUUCUCGAUGGGGAUGACACCGGACCCUCGUUGAUGGCCGGCCGCAUUGCCAUUGUGGGAAUGGCUGGGCGAGGCCCCAAAAGUGACAAUGUUGACCAGUUCUGGGAGGUCAUCAUGUCCAAGCAGGAUACGUGCACAGAGAUUCCAAAAGACCGCUUCGACAUAGACGACUACUAUUGUCCGGCACACGAGCGUGGCGACCAACGAUGCAAAAUGGAGACCAGACAUGGGUGCUUCAUGGACAACCCCGGACACUUCGAUUCCCGCUUUUUCCAUGUUUCACCAAGAGAGGCACUCUUGAUGGAUCCGAACCACCGCCAAUUCUUAAUGAGCACCUACGAAGCCCUGGAGAUGGCAGGCUACUCGGACGGACAGACCAGAACAACCGAUCCCAACCGCAUUGCGGCUUUCUAUGCCCAGGCCACCGAUGACUGGCAUAAGCAGACUCACCCUACCCUGGGGUGUGAUUCAUAUACGCUCCAGGGCAUCCAGCGUGCCUUCGGGGCUGGCCGCCUGGCCUUCUCCUUCAAAUGGGAAGGUCCAACCUACUCUCUUGACUCUGCAUGCGCAGGAACUACAGCCUGUGUCCAUCUGGCCUGCAUGAGCUUUUUAUCAAAUGACAUUGACAUGGCCAUUGCUGGCGCGGCAAAUAUCCUGAACUGGCCGCAUUCCUUCACUUGUCUCGAUGACUCAGGCAUCCUGUCCCAUACAGGCAAUUGCAAACCGUUCCGUGACGAUGCUGACGGCUACGCCCGCGCUGACUUCGUCGGCGCUGUGGUGCUCAAGCGACUUCAGGACGCAGUGGCACAUAAUGACAACAUCCUCGCAGUGGUGGCCUCCUCUGGCAGAAACCAUUCCGGCAAUUCAACUUCCAUCACCACCUCGGACGGUGGUGCGCAAGAGAGGCUUUUCCGCAAAAUCAUGCGAAAUGCGCAAGUCACCCCGGACGACAUUUCUUACGUCGAGAUGCACGGCACGGGUACUCAGACUGGCGAUCCUGCAGAGGUGGGUGCUGUUUCCAACACCUUCAAGCACAGGCGCCCUACUCUGGGCCCUGUAUUUAUUGGAGGGGUCAAGGCAAAUGUUGGUCACGGCGAAGCCGCAGCUGGCAUGGCCGAACUACUCAAGAGUAUCAUGAUGUUUAAGCACGACAUCAUUCCACCACAAGCAGGCAUGCCCCAUGCCUUGAAUCCCAAAUUUCCACCGCUCAAGGAUCUCAAUAUUGAUAUUCCUUCCGAGCCGCGGGAGUUCAAGAAGCACGCCAACAAGCCGAGGCGCAUUCUUCUCAACAACUUUGAUGCAGCAGGUGGCAAUGCUUGCCUGCUUUUGGAAGAUUAUCAUGGCCACAACCCAAAAAGGACAAUUGUUGACCCCCGGAACGCGCACGUUGUUGCAGUUUCAGCCAGAACAAAAGCCGCGUUCGAGGCGAACAAGCGCAAACUGGCCGAGUUCUUGCGAGCGAACCCAGCCACGAGGCUCCAAGACGUUGCAUAUACGACGACUGCCAGGAGAAUGCAACAUCCUCUGAGGUUUGCAACGCCUGCGACGUCCAUCCACGAGUUAAUCACAAAGCUUGAGAGAACCGAGCCUGCCUCCUCUGCGUCAAAGUCGCAAGUUGUCUUAGUCUACACUGGUCAGGGAUCGCACUAUGCCGGUAUGGGGGCCGAGCUGUACCGUACGAGUUCCGUCUUUCGCGACACAAUCGACCUGUGCGCGGCUAUCUGCGAGAACAACGGAUUCCCAUCUUUCCUGGACAUUAUUACCGACAAUAGGACUGACGUCUCCACCAAAGACGCUGCCCAAAUUCAGCUCGCCGUUGUCGCUCUCGAGAUUUCCCUUACUGCCUUCUGGCGAUCAGUCGGCCUUGAAGCUGCGAUGGUUAUGGGUCACAGUCUUGGGGAAUAUGCCGCCUUGCAUGCUGCUGGAGUACUGUCGCUGGCAGAUACUUUAUACCUCGUCGGGAAACGCGCCCUCAUGCUGCUGGAGCGAUGCGAAGCUGGUUCCUGUGCGAUGCUUGCAUUGUCGACUUCAGCCGCAACAGUGCAACAUCAUCUCGCGCAGAACCCAGCCUCAGCCUGUGCUGUGGCUUGCAUCAACAGUCCCAAGGCCACUGUCAUUAGCGGAACACUUGAGGAUUUGGAAGAGUUCCGGGCACGGAUCACAGGGCAAGAUGCGAAGAUUCGCGGGACCGUCUUAUCGAUUCCAUUUGCAAUGCACUCGUUCCAAAUGGAUCCCAUCUUACGAGAUUAUUCAAGUCUCGCAGGCGGCGUCACGUACUCGGCACCCAAGAUUCCCGUGGCGUCGACGCUCCUGGCAUCCAUUGUCAGCUCGCCGAACGUCUUCAACCAGGACUACCUGGCACAGCAGACUCGUCAACCGGUUGACUUUGCUGGUGCGCUCAAAGCCGUGGGCUCCAAGCUCAAGGACCCAGUCUGGCUUGAGAUCGGCCCAGGACCAGUUUGCACAUCUUUUGUACGCGCCACUCUCUCCCCACCUGGGACAAAAUGCUUGCACAGCAUAGAUGCCAGCAGCAGCAACUGGAUGUCAAUCUCCCAAAGCCUCUCGUUGGCUUACAUGACUGGAGUCGAGGUUGACUGGCUUGCCUUCCACCAGCCCUAUGAAAGUUGCCUGCAGUUAUUGACACUUCCACUUUACACAUGGGACAUGAAGGACUACUGGAUGACUUUCGAGGAAGACCGCCGUAUUGAAGACGUUACUGAAGAGUCCAAGCCUGAGGUGGCUGCCGCACCAUUUAUUGCGACCUCUUACUUUCCGCGCCGCUAUCUCCACCCUGCCUUCCUGGGGCUCAUUGACGGUCACAGAAUGCAACAAAUUGGCCUCGCUUCUGGUAGUGUCUUCUGUGAUGCGGCAUUGAGCGCGGCCAAGUAUACCAUUGAGUAUAGUGGCAGGAAAGGCAUCACGGCGCGCAAUUUGACUGUCCAUGACCCCGAGCUGCUGGCUCCCUUGACAAGGAGUCUCGUUGGAGUUGACGGUGAGCUCCUCACUACGGCUACCAUGGGCAAUGAAUCUUCAAGUGUCGUCAAUGUCACCUUCGAGGCUAAAUCGGCGAAAGGCGCAUCUCACAACCUUGGCUCCAUGAGGGUUGAGAUCAGCAACCCACAAGAAACUCAGGCGGUCUGGGAUCGAAUGUCCUACUUCAUCAAAGCCAAAGCCGAUGAAAGAAUCAACGCCUCCAAACAGGGGUUUGGUCACAGAAUACAGCCGGAAGUCUUCUAUGCCCUGUUUUCUAAUGCGGUCGAGUUCGACCCGGCCUUCCAGGGUGUCCAAGAGGCGUACCUUGCCAAAGACUUCCAGGAGGCGGCAGCAAUCGUGUGUCUGAAGGAAGAUCCUGCCGGAAGCAACUUCACUUUCUCUCCCUACUGGAGCGAGGCUCUUGCACACCUGGCUGGCUUUAUGGUCAACGGCAAUCCCAACAAAUCUUCCCGCACCACCUUCAUCGUCAUGGGCUUUGAGAGCGUCGAGCAGACCAUCGAUUUCGAACCUGGUAAGACUUACUUGACGUACACUCGCAUCAACAGAUGGGAGAAGGAUACGGCAUUCUGCGAUGCUUAUGUCUUUGACUACGAGACUUCCAGACUGGUCAUGCAGUGCAUCAACCUACGGUACCAGGAGCUUCCUAAAGUUGUGUGGAAGACUAUCCUCGAAGGACAUCAUCCAGGUGGGUCGAAAGAAAACACAGCUGCACCACGCAAAGCCCCUACACAAGGGAACAAGAAGGCUGAAGCCGCUCCUGUCUCAAAACCAAGCGAAAGGCCGGCAACCAAGUUACAGCAUCCCCAACAGUCCCAACAGCCCCAGCAGCAAGCAGCCUCUUCUGGUGGGGGCUUCUUCCAGCUUCUCGUAGAAAGCAUCGCAAAGUCGACCGGUGUAGACGCCUCGGAGCUCACACCAGAUAUGCAACUCGCCGAUCUUGGCGUCGACUCGAUCAUGUCUAUUGAGGUGGCCUCCAUGGUAAGAGCCAAAACAGGCAAAGAGAUACCUGCAACAUUCGUCUUGGAGUACCCCACUGUAGGCGAUCUACUCGCCGAAUUUGGCGAUGAACCGGCCAACCCGAGCUCCCCUGAGUCUCCAGCAGCCCAGCCGGAGCCGGAGCCGGAGCCAGAGCCAGCAUCGUCCACUUCCAGUGCUCAGCACCCCACUACGACAAGCUCGAGCUCGAGCUCAAGCUCAGUCAACACACCUGCAUCAUCCUUUGUAAAGAUCGAGAAGCCCAUAGCAACACCAAACAACGAAGCGGCUACCCAGCGCCCGGAGACGCAGCCUCCCCAUGACAACUCCCCUCUCCCUAGUGUCAGGAUCACGUUGCUCAAGGGUCGGCCCGGAAACGGCAAGACACCGUUGUACUUGAUGGCUGAAGGGACAGGGUCGAUCGCAACGUACAUUCACCUACCGGCAUUCAAGUCCAAGCUACCCGUGUACGGGGUUGACUCACCGUUCCUUCGUUGUCCAUCGAGAUUGACACCUGAAGUCGGCAUGGAGGGAGUGGGCAAGUACGUCGUCGACGCGCUGGUGACGGCCCAGCCUACCGGUUCAUUUAUGAUUGGUGGCUUUUCUGCCGGCACCAUAGUGGCCUACGAGGUUGCUCGACAGCUGUUACAAAGAGGCCGCAAGGUCGAUGGAUUGUUGCUCGUAGACGUGUGCUGUCCACGACCGGCGACCGGAGUCACUCUUACCGAGGAAGAAGUGAACCAUGAGACAGAUGUCGGCAUCGCCGUUUUCGGUGCUGCUGCUGCCGCCGGGGAUGAUUCGGGGAUGUGGUCCUCGACACAGGUGAGUCGAGACCAUCUCCGUGCAUACCUUGUCGCUAUGAGGUUAUACCAUCCACCAGCCAUGAAGCCCAACGAGCGACCUGGUGCAACAGCCAUCAUUUGGGCCGAGAGAGGCAUGGUGAGACGCGUCCAGAGCGACCCCAACUCAAUGAAACUCCUGCAGGAGGCCGGUAUCCCUCUCAAAGCCUACCCGGGCUUUAUGGAGGACCCGAGACUGGGGCCGUUUGCUUGCUUCAUACCUGACAAGACUGAAGCAGACCUCGGCCCCAACGGAUGGGACAGAUAUGUUGGCGACCUCUUGUGUCUCCACGUGGACGCCGACCAUUUGGAUAUGCCGAUGCCGAACCAUGUUCAUAAAAUGCAUGAAGAGAUGGAGAAGGCCUUGGCUCAUUUUGGUCACGCCCACCCUAGGAAGUGA
Messenger RNA from Fonsecaea multimorphosa CBS 102226, 6303 nucleotides. RefSeq lists its product as uncharacterized. The coding region runs from base 1 to 6303 and encodes 2100 amino acids. Gene Ontology annotation, biological process: fatty acid biosynthetic process; secondary metabolite biosynthetic process. The transcript has 2 exons. NCBI's taxonomy places the organism in Eukaryota, Fungi, Ascomycota, Eurotiomycetes, Chaetothyriales, Herpotrichiellaceae. The record is from RefSeq and is a predicted model, not a curated record. Gene Ontology annotation, molecular function: fatty acid synthase activity; phosphopantetheine binding.